Molecule: messenger RNA, 1234 nt
Organism: Danio rerio (zebrafish)
Lineage: Eukaryota; Metazoa; Chordata; Actinopteri; Cypriniformes; Danionidae
Gene: mpg
Product: N-methylpurine DNA glycosylase
Biological process (GO): base-excision repair
Molecular function (GO): alkylbase DNA N-glycosylase activity; catalytic activity, acting on DNA; catalytic activity
Source: RefSeq, marked validated
AUUGAUUAAAGCUGCUGCGACUCGUUAUUCAUCACCACACAGCCUCUAAACACAAGAGACAGCAGUGCAACAAGCUUUUAAGUUUUUUUCUUAGUCAUAAACUACACAUGAUGUAGCAUUUUGCUAAAUAUUGAGCAACAUGACACAUAGACCUAAUCAAACAGUCUUAUAUUAAGUCGUGCUCUUUAAAUAGGUUUUAUCUACUGUUUAAAACAUCUUACACUGUAAAUUACACGAGCAGAUUGAAAGUAUAGCGUAUGGCAAAAUAUACUGUAGAGCGUUCAUUUAUAAUGACAACACGGAAGAGAAAUAAACCUUCAUUACCUGAGUCAGAUUCUGAUAAGACUGAAUGUGAAGCUGCCAAGAGACUCGCGCAUUGUCAGUCUGACAUGAACACUGUGGGCCAUAAUGAUCCUCUUCAUCAUCAUCUCAGCCCUUAUUUCUCGAUGAGACACUCUCCCAGACUGACGUACAGCUUUUUCAAUCAGCCCUGCGUCGAGCUGGCCAAGGCUUUUCUCGGCAAGGUGUUGGUGAGGAAACUAACUGAUGGCACUGAGCUCAGAGGAAAGAUUGUGGAAACCGAAGCAUAUUUGGGUGGCGAAGAUAAGGCCUCCCAUUCGGCAGGAGGAAAGCGCACCGAGAGGAACACGGCAAUGUUCAUGAAACCCGGUACUAUCUAUGUCUAUCCCAUCUACGGCAUCUACCUCUGCAUGAACGUCUCCAGCCAAGGGGAAGGGGCGGCUGUGCUUCUGCGCUCGCUGGAGCCUCUGAGUGGUCAGGAUGUCAUGAGGGGCCUGCGAGCGGCCAAACGCAAGCCUGGAGCCAAAAGCCUUAAGGACAAAGAGCUCUGCAAUGGCCCGUCCAAGUUAUGCCAAGCUCUGGAUAUACAGCGCUCUUUCGACCGCAGGGAUCUGGCAACCGAUGUUGAGGUGUGGCUGGAGAUGGACCCAGAAAAAGAGGCCAUCGUUGAUGCUGGAGAAGUGGUGAUGGCGCCACGGAUUGGAGUUGACUCUCACGGAGAAUGGGCAACCAAACCGCUGCGCUUCUACCUGAGGGGACACCCGUGUGUGAGCGUGUUGAACAAAGAUGCAGAGCGGCGAAUGGACUCGCAAUCUGACACAGAGCGGACAGUCUGCUGAAAGGUCAUCCUGGUGUUUGUUUGUUCUUAAAUUAAGCUUUAACUCACUUUUGUGUCAUUUCAAUCCCAUAAAACAAAAUGAGACAUUUAGAAGAA